Messenger RNA from Trichosporon asahii var. asahii CBS 2479, 546 nucleotides. RefSeq lists its product as uncharacterized. The transcript has 3 exons. The coding region runs from base 1 to 546 and encodes 181 amino acids. NCBI's taxonomy places the organism in Eukaryota, Fungi, Basidiomycota, Tremellomycetes, Trichosporonales, Trichosporonaceae. The record is from RefSeq and is a predicted model, not a curated record.
AUGGCGGCCAAGGGCGGAGGGAAGAUCGUCAAUAGGAAUUUGGCUCAGAUCCUCUCGACCCCUUCUAGCUCCCCUGUCCCUCUGCCGGCAUCCUCGCGACCAGUAACCAGUGUACCCAGACAUGAAGUGACCACAGAUGGUGGCGUAGGGCAAAUGAGGCAUGUGCUGGGUGGGUCUAUGGGUCUUGCUGGCCUCAGCGAAGCCAAAGCCAAAGCAAGCGAAAACCUCAGCGCGAACCGAGUUGACUCCGUAGCGCGAAGGGGUUCGCGACGCUGCGGUGCUUUGUUGCCUAGGAGGACUGGAGAAGGGCAGGGUCCGGCCAGGGUGGCCAGGGAACACAGGGACGGACUGUCAUGUCAAUCGGUACCGCGCAGUCCAGAGAGUCCAGCCAGUCCAGCCAUGUCAGCCAGGCAGACGAUCCAGGCCAUGGAGGCUCGACACGCUAAACAGGCCAUACGGGGCCACGGGGCACUCUUAGUGCUUGGCCAACUGGGCCAGGCUGUCCAGGCGGGCUCCAGGCUCUGUGCCUACGCCGCCGUCCGUUAG